AUGCCAAAUUUAAGGACAACGUUUACAAAUAUACCACAGACAUCUAAAGCAAUAGUGUUUAUAAUAAUUUGUUCAUCAGGGCUUGGAGCGCUUCAAAGUGUUAAACAAUGGCUGAAUAUUGGGCAUAGCUUCCCUUCAAGUGCCUCACAAGGUUUGGCCGUUGUACCAAAUUCUGCACUUUGGGAAUGUUGGACGUUUAUAACCGCGAGCUUUUAUGAAACCAAUUUAACAUCCUUCAUAGGAAGUGUUCUUACAAUCCUUGGAAUAGGAAAAUAUUUAGAAAGAGCAUGGGGAUCGAGAGAUUUUUUAAUAUUUAUAGCAAUCGUGAUGAUUGGAACGAAUAUAAGUGUCUUUCUAACAUAUUUAUGUGAAUAUGCGAUCACAGGAUAUGUAUCUUACUUCGGAUUUUUAGUAGGGUUAAAACAAUUGAUACCAGAACAUUUGUUAAAACCAGUUAAAGGGUUAUCUUUAUUAUUUUAUGGUAGCUUUAUUUCUUGGGUGUACUUGAGAUUUUUUAAAUAUCAAGAUGGUUUAAUUGGAGAUCGUAGUGAAACCUUUUCCAUGGCCAGUUUUUUUCCGGAAUUUAUUCAACCUGUCGUGAAAAUCAUUUCUACCAUCGUAUUUAACAUUUUGGUAAUGUUAAAAUGUUGUAAACCGAUAUCAAAGAGGAGAUUUGCAAUAGACUUGGAAAAUCUUCCAACAACUUAUAUACCUACUAUGCCAGGUAGUCAAAGGGCUGAAGCGGAGAGAAGAAGGGCGUUGGCAUUAAAAGCAUUGGAUGCCAGAUUACAUAAACAAAAUUAUGAACCAACAUCACCACCGCCAUUUACCACGUCGCUAUCAUCUUAUACUGCUUCAACAUUUACUGCAUCGCCACCAAAUUCUUCAUCUAACAACAUUAAUGGAACCACCAUCGCGAACACAGAUUCCUUACAUAUUAAAUCCAUACAACCAAAUGAUGUUUUGUUUGAUGCAAAAGACCAUUUAAAACAAGACUUAUAA
This is a messenger RNA of Funneliformis geosporum, 1002 nucleotides long. NCBI's taxonomy places the organism in Eukaryota, Fungi, Glomeromycota, Glomeromycetes, Glomerales, Glomeraceae. The record is from the annotation of a GenBank genome assembly.